Balaenoptera acutorostrata (minke whale) is the source of this 6137-nucleotide messenger RNA. RefSeq names its product zinc finger protein 558-like. NCBI's taxonomy places the organism in Eukaryota, Metazoa, Chordata, Mammalia, Artiodactyla, Balaenopteridae. The record is from RefSeq and is a predicted model, not a curated record. Gene Ontology annotation, molecular function: DNA-binding transcription repressor activity, RNA polymerase II-specific. The transcript has 7 exons. Bases 351 to 1310 code for a protein of 319 amino acids. Gene Ontology annotation, biological process: negative regulation of transcription by RNA polymerase II.
ACCUGUCUACAGGGGAAAGCUUUGGUCCAGUGAGAAAACAUACAGACCAUGACUAAAACGUAUUUAUAGCCGUGAGAUGGGAGCAGCUGCGUGAAAUCCACUUGCCAAACCUCAAAUGACCCAUCAGGCAAUUCAAAAUGUCCAGGGACAGCGUGAAUGGGUUUCCCUGCAUUGUACUUUGGACAGGAGGGGCACGCAAGCUUUACUGCCCUGAUGGGGACCUCCAGUACCAUCAUGACAUAAAGUGGUGACAGCUGCCAUCCUUGUCUUUCUUCGGACUUCAAAGGGAAAUUUUUCAACUUUUCACCACUGUGCCUGCUCAAGACCCCACCUGUCGCCAGGAGGGGAACAUGGAGGAGGAAGGGGUGGCUCCAGAGCUGCUGACCACCUGGUCACAGGACCCGGUGACCUUCCAGGAAGUAGCGGUGGACUUCUCCCAGGAGGAGUGGGCCCUGCUGGCCCCCGCUCAGAAAAUCCUGUACCGAGACGUGAUGCUGGAGAACUACAGGAACCUGGCCUCCGUGGGGUAUCAUCUCCGUAAACCCAGCCUGCUCACCCAGGAGGAGCUGAGGACCAAGAAGAGGAGAAUUUUCCAAGACACCUGUGCAGACCAGAAUUCUCAGCUUAAAACCAAAGAGACCACUGCCAAGCAGAAUAAAGUUUGGGAAAAACCAUUUACCAGCAGGAAAGCGGCACCAACUCAACCUGGAGAGAAACCCCAUGAACAGAGUCUGUGUGGAAAAGCCAUCAGAAGGAAUCCUGACCUUAUUUUGCCCAAGAGGAAUUACACAGGAAUGAAACGCAGCGAACGUAAAGAACAUGGGAAAGCGUUUAGUUAUCCAUCAUCCCUUGGGAUCCACAUGCAAUCUCACGCUGGUGAGAAACCCUACGAAUGUUCUCAGUGUGGGAAAGCUUUCAGUCGCUGCUCGUCUCUUAGGACACACGAGCAAACUCACACUGGAGAGAAACCACGUAAGUGUACCCAGUGUGGGAAAUUCUUGAGAUCCGGCUCGAGCCUCGCCAUACACAAGAGGAUGCACACCUGGGAGAAACCAUACGAAUGCAGUGACUGUGGCAAGGCCUUCAUCAGGAGCAGUGACCUGACUAUGCAUAAGAGAGUACACACCGGGGAGAAACGCCAUGUGUGCAGUGACUGCAGCAAAACCUUUAGCAGGAAGUUCCAUCUGACGGUGCACAUGAGAACCCAUACUGGGGUGAAGCCCCGCCAAUUCAGUGACUGCGGAAAAGCCUUCGAUAGGAGUUGUAAAGCGACUGCCCACAAGAGGGUACACACAGGGGGGAAGAUGUAGCAGUGCAACGACUGUGGGGAACUUUCCAGUAGUCACUCAUCACAUAGGAAACAUGUGAGAACUCACAGUAAAGACAAGUGUAGGAGUGCAAGCAGGGAAAGCCUCAUCCAUCUCACAUGAGAGCAACUCUGUGAAUAUCUUCAGUAUGGGGAAGUCUUCUGCUGGGACUUAAACUACUGCACAAGGAAAUUCAGAGUGGCAGAGAAACCGUAUAAAUGUGAAGAAAGUGGGAUUGCUUUUAUCAGUGCCCUAUCCUGAGGUUGGAAAUCUAGCUCAUUAAUUUUCAGUCCGUGUUUUUGAAUAUAAGCAUUUAAGGCCAUAGAUAUCCCUCUAACUACCCCAUUUGGCUAUAUUACAUGAGUUUUGAGCUAAGGUUUUUUUUGUUUUUUUUUUUAAAUUUAUUUAUUUAUUAUUUUGGCUGCGUUGGGUCCUCGUUGCUGUGCGUGGGCUUUCUCUAGUUGCGGCGAGCGGGGGCUACUCCUCGUUGCAGUGCACGGGCUUCUCUUGUUGCCGAGCACAGGCUCUAGAGCGCGCGGGCCUCAGCAGAUGCGGCGCAUGGGCUCAGUAGUUGUGGCUCGCAGGGUCUAGGGGCAUGGGUUUAGUUGCUCCGCGGCAUGUGGGAUCCUCCCGGACCAGGGAUUGAACCCGCGUCCCCCGCAUUGGCAGGCGGACUCCUAACCACUGCGCCACCAGGGAAGCCCCGAGCUAAGGUUUUUAAAAUUUUGGUUUAGUUCUAAAUAUCAUCUGAUAUCUCUGUUAGAUCUAUUUUAACUCACAGUGUCACGUUACUUUUUAAGCCUGUCAAGAUGCUACUUCAUUUGAAUUUCACCCAAACUCUCUCCUUCCCCCAAAUCCUAUAAUAUCCAUGUGUCUUCCUUGGUUUGGUGGGACACCCCGAGGUUCCUCACGUAUGUGGUCUACCUGGUUGCAACAAGCUGGUAAACCUGACUUUGUCAGACUAUAGGUUUUGUCCCUGGUGGUCUUUGGCUGAUUGUGUUGGGACAGUAACCUGUACUCGUAAAUACUACAGGUCUCUCAUCUUGUAAAAUGUUUCUAAAAUAUCCUUCUAAAAUGUCUUCUAAAAUAUUUUCCUAUCCAUUAUUGGUUUUUAUAUGUGGUGUCAGGAGGGGCCCAAUUUAAUUUUUCCCCUACAGAACUGAUUUUCCUAGAACUCUAAUCAGAAAGCCAGGUCCCAUAAGUUGUUUGUGUGUGUGUUUUUGUGUUUCUGGGCCUUCCAUGCAGUUCUGGUCAGGUUAUUAGUCCUGCAUCAAUAUAGCACCAUCUUUAAUAACGUUAUGCCUAAUUUUUUUAAUAUCUGAGAGGCAGGUUCCUACAACUUGUUCUUCUUCAAGAGUGGCAUGUCUCUUCUGUGCCUUUUAUGUCUCCGUAUAAGCUUGGAGAAUUUCACAAAAAAUCACAUUGGUAUCAUGCCUGGAAUUGCAUUGAAUCAGUACUGGUGGAAUCAACAUCUUUAUGUUAUUAAAUCUUUCAGGCCAUGAACUCAGUAUCUGCAUUUAUUGAGGCAUUCUUUAGUAUCUUUUAGUAAAGUUUUAUAUAUUUUCCUAUGAAGGUCUGGCACAUUUAGUGUCAGAUGUCUUCCUAGGCACUUCAUAUUUUAUCACAUUUUAUCAUUCUAAAUGCUAAUAUAUUAAAAAUGUAAUUUUUCUUUGUAAACAUAUAUUCUUAAUGUUUUUGAAUGCUAGAGAUAAAUGUUUAUUAAGAAUUCUACUAAAUUUUGUUCAACAUUUCCGAAUAGACUUGUAAACAUAGUACUUUCCUUUUCAACGGGCAGUACUUUGAAAAGCCAAAAUACAGUAAGAGAACACAAUGUGAAUCAACGUUAGUUCAAAAUCUUUACAUCUUUAACCACGUAAUUUAUGUUCAAAGUCAGUAGAUGAACUCCAGGAAAUGGAAGUGUGUGCUGAUUGAUGAAUCACAGUAUUUUAUAGUUAAAUAUCUUUGUUCUUUUUAUAUACCCUAUUUCCAUGAACAAAAAAGAAAUCUUUAAAUACAGUUUUCAUGUAGGCAAUCGUUUCUUUGAAUCUCUCUUAAAAACGAUGUUUAAUUUUAUAAUUCUGUCUCAUAACUUACUUUCCACGUAAAAUGCACCAUUUGAAAUGUAUAGGUUGGUGAGCUUUGACCAGUGUAUACACCCCUAUAAUCACUACCCCAAUCAGGAUAUAAAAUAUUUCCAUCACCCCAGAAAGCAUAACAUACUGAUUUUGCCCAACAUUAACAAAGCUGUAAACUGUGGAAAUGGAAAUGCUUUUGUCUUCCAGAAUAGAAGCAGCAAUUUGACAGGAGAAAAGAAGGUGGUGGGGUGAGGGGAUUCCCUGGCAGUCCAGUGGUUAGGACUCCUAGCUUCCACUGCAGGGGGCCCAGGUUCCAUCCCUGGUCUGGGAACUAAGAUCCUGCAAGCCGCCUAGCGGCCAAAAAACAAAACAAAACAAAACAAAACCAACCUGACAUUAAGCCUGGGCAGUUUAACCCUAGCAAACAGCCUAGUAGGCAUGUAAGCUGUUUUCCCUCUUCACGCAUGCCCACAUCACAUGAUCUGGUAGGUCAGUUUCCUUCCCAGUGCUCCAAUCAAGAGCUUUGUACAGAACUCUAAACACCUUAAAGCAGUUGCAUUGGGGGUUAAUUUGCAGGGCAGAUUUACUGUUCUAGGUCAGGUCAGCCUGAUAUACUUUUCUUAGCCCUCCAAAACAGUAGUUUAACUCUGUAUUUUGUGCAGAUUUUUAAACUUAAUAUUUAAGACAGGGGUCUGCAAGCUUUUUCGAUAAACGGAGAGAUAGUAAGUAUUUUAGGCUUGGUGGGCCAGAUGGUCUCUGUUGCAACUACUCAGCUCUGCCGUGUGGCACAAAAGUGGCCACAGAAAAUACAUAAAUAAAUGGGUGUGGGUGUACACCAACAUAAUUGUAUUUACAGAAACAGAAGACACGCUGGCCGAUCCUUCUUUUAAGGCAAAGAGUUUCCAUUAAGAAAGUGGAGAGGGACUUCCCUGGUGGCGCAGUGAUUAAAACUCUGUGCUCCCAAUUCAGGGGGCCCAGGUUCGAUCCCACGUGCAUGCCGCAACUAAGAGUUCACAUGCCACAACUAAGGAGCCCAUGUGCUGCAACUAAGGAGUUGGCAAGGCACAACUAAGACCCAGCACAACUGAAUAAAUAAAUAAAUAAGUGGAGAAAGGAGGCUCAUGUUUUCCAAAAGCACUUCACCUUAUUGGCUUUUUUUUUUUUUUUUUUUUUAAACACAUGUACAACUUUGAAGUAUGGACACUGGAUCCUCAAUAUUUAAAAAAUCUGGAAUUCCUUGGCCGUCCAGUUGUUAGGACUUGGUGCUCUCACUGCAGGGGCCUUGGUUGGGGAACUAAGAUCCCACAAGCUGCAGCAGCACAGCCAAAAGGAAAAAAAAAUCUAAAAAAUAAUAAUUCCUAUUGACAAACAUGGAUCUUGAGGGAAAAGGGGAACCAGGGAAAUGCAGCUUCCAAAAUUCAGGAAACAUACAUUGCUGCUGGGAACGUAAAAUGAUGUGGUCAUAAUGAAAAACCAUUUGACCCCAAGAGAAAUAAAAAGAUAUGUCCACACAAAGAGUUGCACACAAAUGUUCAUAACAUGUUUCAUAAUAGCCAAAAAGGGAAACCCCAAAAGUUUCCCUUUUGGGAACUGGAGAAUGGAUAAACAAAAUGUAGUUAUCCAUACAGUGAAAUAUUAUUUGGUGAUAAAAAGAAAUGAAGUCCUGAUACACGCUGCAACAUGGAUGAACCUUGCAAAACAUGAUGCUCAGUGAAUGCAACCAGUCACAAAGGACCACAGACCGUAUGAUCCCAUUUGUGACAUAUGCAGAAUAGGCAAAGCCAUAGAAACAGAAAGUAGGUUAUUUCUGGUGGGGGAACCCGAUUAACUAAGCAGGCAUAAGGGAUCUUAUUGGGUUGAUGGAAAUGUUCUACAACCGGUUCAUGUUGAUACUUGCACAACGCUAUACGUCAACUAAAAAUCAUUUGAACUGUACAUUUCAAAUGGGUGAGUUUUACGGUAUGUAAGUUAUAUCUCACUAAAGCUGUUAUAAAAGGUGCUUCCAUUAUGCAUUCUUUUUGAUACAUCUAGCCACAGUCUCCAUUGUGGCAGGAUAUACCCAUAAUACUCAGUUUUGAAGUCAUCCUUGGAAUUGUGGCGUUCCUCAUAGAUGCCAGUCUCAGUCUGUUUUCUCAAAAGCUAGCAUCCAGUUAAUGAAUCCUUUUUGGACUGAAUGAUCUAAAGAGCGUAACACUUUAACUCAUUUAUCGGGGGUUCAGGUGGGGUAUUUAUUUAUCUCGGCAAUGUCAUCUUCUCUUUCAGGGCCUUCCUCUUUUCACUCCGUAGUUUCCAUGCUGCACUUUUUAAUUUGGUUCUUUUCCUUGUGUUCUUUAGAAGUCUGUUUGGACAUUUUGUGAGACGUGGAAUGGUUUCCUUUCCUAGGCUCUGAAUACUUUAAACUAUAUCAGGGUAUAAGGUUUCUGGAGAAGGCCUAGAGGUAUAUGUCUCUUGCUGGUCCUCAUAGAGAAUUUUCUUUGUGUGUUGAGUUUGACUGUAGCAAAGUUACUACACUUCUAUCUAAUAACUGAUGCAUAGAUCUUUUGUGGAUUUCUAUAGAUAAUCAUAUCUAUAAAUACAGACAGAUUUCCUUUGCUCCUUUUUAAUCCUUACAACUUUCUUAAGCUUUUAUUGCCUGUCUCUGGCUGGGGCUUGAACCAUUAUGACUAGGAGUGGUCUUAUGCAUCCGUGUCUUUUUCCUGAUCUUAAAGGGCAUUCUUUUCCUAUUUUAUCUUUUAAGUGUGGUGUCUGCUGUAAC